Messenger RNA from Daucus carota subsp. sativus, 1359 nucleotides. Its product is annotated as benzoate carboxyl methyltransferase. Bases 120 to 1208 code for a protein of 362 amino acids. The transcript has 4 exons. NCBI's taxonomy places the organism in Eukaryota, Viridiplantae, Streptophyta, Magnoliopsida, Apiales, Apiaceae. Gene Ontology annotation, biological process: methylation. Gene Ontology annotation, molecular function: S-adenosylmethionine-dependent methyltransferase activity. The record is from RefSeq and is a predicted model, not a curated record.
GAGAGAAAGUAAACGAGCUUCAUUCAAAAGAAAACAAAACGAAGUAAUGGAGGAUGUAUAUAUAGCUGCGUAGCUGAAAGAGAGAUUAUUCAUACUGUUAAGCAUUUACUUGAUAAGUUAUGGCUCUGGAGAAGAAUGUUCUACGCAUGAAUGCUGGUGAUGGGGAAUCUAGUUAUGCUAAGAACUCUCGGUUUCAGAAAGCUUCGCUUCUGAGAUCAAGUAAACUAUUGGAAGACUCCACCAAUGAAUAUGGGAUCAACGCAUUUCCACAGUGCUUUAGCUUAGCUGACUUGGGCUGCUCUUCAGGUCCCAACUCCCUUCUGGCUGUUACCACUAUAAUCGCCAACGUUCGUGCAUUGUGCCGAGAGAAAGAUAUUCCUGCACCCGAAUUCCAAGUGUUUCUAAAUGAUCUUCCUGAUAACGAUUUUAAUACAAUAUUCAAAACUCUAAAACCAUCCUAUUCAAGUUCUCCUGUAAAUGGAAAAGGAGACGCACUGGGGGAUGAUUGUUUUGUAGCCGGAGUCCCGGGUUCUUUCUACACGAGACUCUUUCCUAGCAGAAGCCUUCACUUUGUUCAUUCGUCGAAUAGUGUUCAUUGGCUUUCUCAGGUCCCUGUGAACCUAGAGAAAAACGGAGAAAAUAUAUUUAUUGCAAAAGCAAGUCCACCUGGUAUCUGCGAGGCCUACUCUGAUCAAUACACAAGAGAUUUCUCAACAUUUUUACGCCUCCGGUCUCAUGAAAUAACUACCAACGGGCGCAUGGUAUUGACAUUCCAAGGGAGGAGUAGCGCAGAUCCCAGCGACAGCAGUUGCUGCAUCUUAUAUGAAAUGCUAGCCAAAUCACUUCAGGACAUGUCGAAACAGGGAUUUAUCAGCGCAGCAGAUAUCUGUUCGUUCAAUAUUCCAUUCUAUAGCCCCACCACCGACGAAGUGAAGGCUAUAAUUGAAACUGAGGGCUCGUUUCAUAUUGAAGAACUGCAGAGCUAUAAAAAUGACAUUGAGAUACAAGCGACUAAUAGGGACACCUUAUGCAGAAUCAUGGCUAAACAAAUUCGGGCGAUAAAUGAACCAAUGCUUAUUGCUCAUUUUGGAAAUACGUUUAUGGACGAACUUUUUGAGCAGUAUGCCAAAGAGUUGAAUGAACAUCUCUCUAAAGAGAGAAUAGAGCACUUGGAUAUAGUGAUUUCCUUGACAAGAAAGAGUGAUUAGUGUUGGGAGAGUGCACAGAAAUUGCAGCAAUGCCGCAAUAAGCUGUAUUUUCGACGAAUUUUAUCUUUGCUCACUUAUUCUCUUGGUUGAUGGAACUAGAUUUUACUUCAAUAUUUCAUCAAAUAAGUCUGAAGUGGCAUCAUUUUUUCCA